GUUGACUCCUGAAUAAGUACGGCCUCUAGGCACAUUUCUGUAUCACAAGACCCUUUUUGCUUACUUGCUUGCUUUGUUCGCAAUUUUCACAUUGUCCACCAUGCUGCCAACAGUCAUCAAGAGCCGUCCCUCGCAAGACGAUGACUUUACACCGCUCGAUGACUAUCAACAGCAAACCCCUGAUACCUUUUUUGAGGAAGAGGGUCAUAAGCCUGUGCUGUACUUUCACGACGAGCACAUCAAGGUCUGGUGUUCUCCGGAACACGCCUCAAAACUGCACAUUUUCUCGGGCGAUAAGCUACCUAGUCCGCCUGAGUCUCAUGCCUUGGAGAACGAUGGAGGCAAGCAUCUUCGCGAAGAAGAAACAGUCGAUGUCUUCGUUGCUUCUCACAAGUUGAUCCUGUACUCUCGCACCAGCGAGACAGGAAUUGAGAUACCCUACCCUUCCAUCACUCUGCAUGCAGUCAAAAACUUCAAGCAUCUGCAAAACCCAGAUGAUGAGACGGCCAAGUUCACCGCUGUCUACAUGCAGCUCGAGUUCUCAGGCGAUGGAGGUGAUGACGAUGAGUCGUUUGACCCCAUAGAGCUCACUCUGGUUCCUUAUUCGCCUGAUGGCACAGCAACACGUCUGACCACCUCGCCACGUACGUCGGCUUUGUUCGAUCAGAUCUCCGCCUGUCAGAACUUGCAUCCUGAUCCAGCGGAUGAGGACGACGAUGAAGAAGGAGACGAGAUGGACAGGAUUGUGUUUGAGGGAGAGGCGUUGGACGGUCUACCUGGAGCAUUCCAGGGAGAUUCUAAUGGUGGAUUGCCACCACCAAUGCCCGGCAGUUCUGGAUGGAUCACGGCUGACAACGUGAACGAGUACUUCGACGAGCAGGGCAAUUGGAUCGGAUUUGGUAGCGAGUUAGGUGAAGGUGCUGGUCGUGUUCGAGGACAUGAUGAAGUGGAUGAUACCAACGAUGGGACGAAUGGACACGAGGUUGGAGACGAUGCGGAAUCGAAGCGCCCGCGUACUGAGUAACUAUUGGGGGGGUUUUUUUUCUCUCGUUAUGACGAGCUAAAUUGUGCAGCCAGUCCUUGAAUCAAGGAUGGCACGCUCGAAGAUGACAUAUCGUUAUGUUAGUACGACACAU
Molecule: messenger RNA, 1136 nt
Organism: Truncatella angustata
Lineage: Eukaryota; Fungi; Ascomycota; Sordariomycetes; Amphisphaeriales; Sporocadaceae
Product: regulator of volume decrease after cellular swelling-domain-containing protein
Exons: 2
Coding region: 101-1024 (307 amino acids)
Biological process (GO): mRNA cis splicing, via spliceosome
Cellular component (GO): spliceosomal complex; cytosol
Source: RefSeq, a predicted model, not a curated record